Messenger RNA from Argiope bruennichi, 1015 nucleotides. RefSeq names its product SLIT and NTRK-like protein 4. Gene Ontology annotation, molecular function: protein binding. Gene Ontology annotation, cellular component: plasma membrane. The transcript is spliced from 3 exons. NCBI's taxonomy places the organism in Eukaryota, Metazoa, Arthropoda, Arachnida, Araneae, Araneidae. Bases 68 to 1015 code for a protein of 315 amino acids. The record is from RefSeq and is a predicted model, not a curated record.
UGCUUCAGAUGCCAUUUUGAACCGUUUACAGCCUGAAUUCGUUAACCCUUCUUAUUAUUUCAAAAAAAUGACGAUGUUGAGAACAUCUAUAGUGACUUUGCUCUUAACGGGUCUUUUAAGUAUCGUUACAGCUAUCUGCCCCCCAGAAAUUCUGACUCGACCCUGCACGUGCUCAAACAUUGACGGAAAUUUCCUUCGCUGUGAGAAUAUAACAGAAACAAAUGUUUUAAACGGUGUAUUUCGUCGAACUACUGGUAUAUUCUUCAACCAUCUGCAACUGGUUAAAGUAAGCAUUGAAUCGAUUCCGGCACGUUCCUUACUUGACAAGCAGAUCAAGACGAUUGGUAUCGUGGAUUCUAACUUGACAAAGCUGUUUGACAAAACACCACCUCCUUCAAACAUCUUACGAGCUAUAAAUCUGAUGAAUGUGAAAAUGCAAGACUCUAUCCAAUGGAAUCAAUUCAAAUCUCUAAAGAGCCUCAUUCUAUUUCUGGCGAUCGGAGUUGAGAUUCCUGUUUUGGACAAUACUUUUAAAAACAACGUAAACAAAAAUUUAACUUAUUUUGCUCUUUCAAACACCAGUACAGUGCAUAUUGUUGAUGGAGUAUUAUCAGAAUUAACAAAUCUAGAAGACGUUAAGAUUCAAAAGAAUCCACUGGCAACAUAUAAGAGAAACUAUUUUUCCCGGCCUUCCAAUAUAAUAGUCUUAGAUUUAGACGGAAACCAAAUCGAAACUCUACCAGCCGAUGCUUUCUCUCAGAUGCCAAGACUCCAAGCUCUUAGUUUGAAAAACAACAAAAUCUCGACAAUUCCAGAUGGAGUAUUCUCGCAAAUCAAUCAUAAGCUAAGCUAUCUAGAACUAGAAGAUAAUCCGCUUAAUUGUGACUGUGGUUUCAAAUGGAUCAUUUCAAAUAAACCGAAAUAUUCAUUGACAGGAAACUGCGCAACGCCUGAAAAUUUAAAAGGAAAAACAAUUAAGGAUUUAGAAAGUGCUGAUCUUACUUCUUGCCAUUAA